GUCUAUGUGUAGUUUGUAAGUUUUCUAUCGUAAAUUGUCGUGCCAAGGUAGAUGCAGUUUCUUGACCGCGCAAAAUUACUUGAGAAAAUUUUAGCUAUAGAUACUGAAAUCCCGGUUAUAAAGCAAUCAACGAGUCCAGGACCACUGUUAACGCACCAUCAGCAUCAUCACCAUCAACAACAGCAACAACAUCAGCAACAGCAACCAUCACAACUCCAACAACAACAACAACAACAACAAAGUACUCCAUAUACGGCAUCGUCAAGUGUUAUACACAUAAAGUCCGAACAAAAUGUAGUACUUUCUCCGCAGCACCAACAACAGCAAGCCCAACAGCAACAGCAGCAGCAGCAGCAGCAGCUUGUUAACGGCCUGUCACAGCAUAACGGUCCACUUUCAGGGUCAGGUGCGAAUAACCAACUCCAACCAUUGGCAAUACCACAUCGGCCAUUACUGCACAAUCUGUUGAGUGGCGGCUCCAUACACAAUUCACAUCACAGGACCUAUGGAGCACCCACAACAGGUUCCUUUCCACCCAGUCCAGCUGAUAGUGGCGUAUCUGAUGUGGAUAGUUCUAGUUCUGGAGGACAGCCGUGUAGCGAUGAGAUAAAAGCUAGGCUUGGCAUACCCGCACAUUGUCACCCGCAUGCGUCUCACGUGACGUCAGGAACAUUUCUACAUCCCAAUCUGUACCAAAAUUCGGCGUCAUUGCGGAAUAUAUGGAAUCGAAGUGUUGGAACGCCAGUUAUGUGUCCAAAAAGUAUCUAACAACUUGAUACUGGG
This is a messenger RNA of Rhagoletis zephyria (snowberry fruit fly), 783 nucleotides long. RefSeq names its product ecdysone-induced protein 74EF-like. NCBI's taxonomy places the organism in Eukaryota, Metazoa, Arthropoda, Insecta, Diptera, Tephritidae. The record is from RefSeq and is a predicted model, not a curated record.